UGUCAGUGCUGAUUUGGAGGUUGGACUCGUUUCCAGCAAGCAGAAAUGUCAUUCUGAUUUCAUGCUGUGUCCUUUUUAGUUAGCAAGUUAACCAAUGUGUUCCCUCUGUAAAAAUGAUUUGAAUUGUGCGUGAGCGCGAAUUUAUAACACAUUUUCAUUUACCCGUUGUUGGUAAUAGCAUUAUGUUACGAGUUGGAAGCGCAGUGGCCUGCAUGGCCUGCAGAAACCUGGUCUCCCCUAACAUGGGGGUGAGGUUCAGGAUGCCCUUACAGAAGCUGCACCCUCUGUCUCGUGCCAUCCAGCACCGGUACAAUGCCAGUGUCACCCCCCCGCACCGCUCGGCAGCCCGCCACUUCACCUCCAUGUCCCGGCUGCCCAUGCAGCCCCCCAAGCCUCCCCCGGGUGGUCACGGCGGCUGGCGCUACCAGCAGCACCGCAACUUCUGGAUGCUCCGCCUGGCCUCCAGGCUACUCAAGCUCCGGUACAUUGUGCUGGGCUCAGCAGUGGGAGGCGGGUACACCGCCAAGAAGACUUAUGAGGAAUGGAAGGAUAUGCUGCCUGAUAUGGGUGAAUACAUUUGGGCAAUACCUGAUUUCUUCUGGGAGCUGAGUAAACAAAUUGACCUCGAUAAACUAACCAAAAUGCUGCCUGAGUUAGUGGAGAUUGCCAAGUUUCUACCAGAGUUACCCGAUUUAGAUAAGAUAGGAGAGAACUUCACCUUCCUCAAGAGCAUCCUCUUCACCGGUGUUGGUAGUAAAGGAGCUUCUGGUCAGCGUUUGUUGUUAGCCGAAGCCCCUGGGGACUCUCCAGUAAAAGCUGCCACAGAUGCCCCGGUCACGGCCACACCAGAGGCCAGCGGCAAGCAGUUUAGGAAGGGUCUGCUCGUCGAGCUCAUUCUCAUACAGCAGCAGAUCCAGCAGGCUGAGGAGGAGGUCAGGCGAGCCUCCGCAGCCAAUAACGCACAGCCAAGCCCAGAGCCCGCUCCCAGCCCACCCCUGCGCCUGUCUCCACCGCCGCCUCCACUUCUGAGCCCGCCUCCGCGCCAGAUACCCGAGCCAAUCCCAGCCAGCUCCCCGAGUCUCAGCCCCCCUCGGCAGAAAGGCAAGUCUUCAGACAAGGAGAAGGUGGACCAGCUUCAAGAGGAACUGCUCCGAACUCAGAUGAAGUACCAGCGCAUGCUGGAGAGACUGGAGAAGGAGAACAAGGAGCUGAGGAAAGUGGUGCUGCAGAAAGAUGAGAAGGGCAUCCACCAGAGGAAAGUCAAGAAGUCUCUAAUUGACAUGUACUCUGAGGUCCUGGACAUCCUCUCAGACUUCGACUCUAACUACAACACCCAGGACCAUCUACCCAGGGUGGUGGUGGUGGGAGACCAGAGUGCAGGGAAGACCAGUGUGUUGGAGAUGAUCGCCCAGGCUAGGAUCUUCCCCCGGGGCUCUGGAGAAAUGAUGACUCGCUCUCCUGUCAAGGUGACGCUGAGCGAGGGACCUCACCACGUGGCCAUGUUCAAGGACAGCAGUCGAGAGUUUGACCUGGGAAAAGAGGAGGACCUGGCUGCCCUGAGACAUGAGAUCGAGCUGAGGAUGAGGAAGAGUGUGAAGGAGGGACAGACAGUCAGCCCUGAGACAAUCUCUCUGAGUGUCAAAGGACCAGGCAUCCAGAGGAUGGUGCUAGUAGACCUACCAGGAGUUAUCAGUACUGUGACUGCAGGCAUGGCAACAGACACCAAGGAGACCAUCUUCGGCAUCAGUAAGAACUACAUGCAGAACCCCAACGCCAUCAUCCUCUGUAUCCAGGAUGGGUCAGUGGAUGCGGAGCGCAGCAUCGUCACAGACCUGGUCAGUCAGAUGGACCCGCAUGGGAAGAGGACCAUCUUUGUCCUGACCAAAGUAGACCUAGCAGAGAAGAACCUGGCCAGCCCUAACCGGAUUCAACAGAUUGUUGAAGGAAAGUUGUUCCCUAUGAAAGCCUUGGGUUACUUUGCUGUGGUGACCGGGAAAGGCAGUGCCGGGGAAAGCAUUGACUCCAUCAAAGACUACGAAGAGGACUUCUUCCAGAACUCUAGACUACUCAGAGACGGCAUGCUGAAGGCCCACCAGGUGACUACUAAGAACCUGAGCCUGGCCGUUUCCGACUGCUUCUGGAAGAUGGUCCGGGAGUCAGUGGAGCAGCAGGCCGACGCCUUCAAAGCGUCCCGCUUCAACCUGGAGACAGAGUGGAAGAACAACUACCCCCGUCUGAGAGAGCUGGACAGGAAUGAACUCUUCGAAAAAGCCAAGAACGAAAUCUUGGACGAAGUCAUUAGCUUGAGUCAAGUGACACCGAAACACUGGGAGGCCAUCCUACAGAAGAAGCUGUGGGAGCGGUUGUCCACCCACGUCAUCGAGAACAUCUACCUGCCUGCAGCCCAGACCAUGAACUCCGGUACCUUCAACACCACCGUGGACAUCAAGCUCAAACAGUGGACGGACAAGCAGCUGCCUCACAAAGCAUUAGAGGUUGCCUGGGAGACGCUGCAGGAGGAGUUUGCCCGCUUCAUGGCGGAGUACAAAGGGAAGGACCAGGACGACAUCUUUGACAAGCUGAAGGAGGCGGUGAAGGACGAGAGUAUCAAGAGACACAAGUGGAACGAGACAGCCAUGGACAGCCUGAGGGUGAUCCAGCACAAUACUCUGGAGGACCGCUCCAUCACAGACAAGCCCCAGUGGGACGCAGCCAUCCAGUUCAUGGAGGAGACCCUGCAGGCACGCCUCAAAGACACUGACUCUGUGAUAAAUGACAUGGCAGGUCCUUACUGGAAACAACGCUGGAUGAGCUGGACGAGCCGCUCGCCCGAACAGCACAUCUGCAACGAAACCAAAAAGGAGCUGGAGCGCCUGCUAAAACUCCAUGAGGACCACACAGCCUACCUGGCCAACGACGAGGUCACCACCGUCCGCAAGAACCUGGAGGGCCGAGGAGUGGAUGUAGACCCUGUCCUGAUCAAGGACACAUGGCACCAGCUGUACCGACGUCACUUCCUGCAGAAGGCGCUGCAUCACUGUAACCUGUGUAGACGAGGCUUCUACUACUACCAGAGACAAUUUGUUGACUCGGAGCUGGAGUGCAAUGAUGUAGUCCUGUUCUGGAGGAUUCAGAGGAUGCUGCUCAUCACAGCCAACACACUCAGACAGCAGCUCAUCAACACAGAGGUACGGCGCCUGGAAAAGAACGUGAAGGAGGUGCUAGAGGACUUUGGUGAGGACAACGAGAGGAAGGUCCACCUCAUCACCGGACGCAGAGUACAGCUGGCAGAAGACCUUAAGAAGGUCCGUGAGAUUCAGGAGAAACUUGAAGCCUUCAUAGAAGCUCUUCACGAGGAGAAGUAGAGCACCAGAAACCAAUGGAUCACAGAAGCAUUGCACUGAUCAAAGAAGACUAAUUCCUCCCUCUGUAAAUGACUGAACCCCCCAGUGACGCCCAACUGUUGCUCUUAGUUUUUUCUUCUGCGAGUGGAGUUUAUCAGAGCCCUUAACACUAACACUGAGGAGGAUCAGGUUAUCAGUGUGGCUGAGCAGAUAACACUUCCUCCGCUCAGAGUCGGCACCAGGCUUUAAAGGCCCAUGAUGAGUUCACCAGACAUGUCCUCUUCACACAGGAAUCCAACAACUGUCUCCGGGCUUUUUUGCUCUGCAUUUUUGGCAGAGAAGACGAAGAGAGAAGGGGGAGGACAAGAUUGAAGUUACACACCUCGUGACUGACUGACGGAUCGACCUCUCAUGUCGUCUUCCUCUCUCUCUCUCUCAUUGCUCCCUCGUUUCUCAUAAAUGAGGAGGUUGUGAAGGUUUUCUCUCUCACUGCCAACUUCCUUUCCUUUGUUUGGGAAUGUCUUUAAUCGGCUUGAGCACCUGUCAGAAGUUGUCCCAAAUUGCACUGGUCAAAAGUAGUGCACUGUAGAGGGAGUAGGAUGCCAUUUGGAACGCAACCAGAAUGUCUGCUGGUGAUCAGGUGAGUCAGACGUGGUGUGUGAUGGAAGGGUGAUGGGAACCACCCUCCUCUCUGUAGAUUGACUAGCUGUAAAUGAACGCCUGUUGGGCUGAAGCCAUUCUCCUGCCUAUUGUUAGCACUCGUUCCACUUAGGACUUAAUGUGAAUUCACCUCAGUUAUCCCAGCGGCUAGCUUUAACCCAGCUCUACACGUGCAUCACUAACAGUAUAGGUACAAGCCUCAGUUAUUAACCCUCACUUGCACAACAGUCAAGCUCCAUCCUCCUAAAACUAGAAUAUAUGAACAGUGGAUAGAAUAUUCCACACUAGUUGUAACAAAUAUAAUAUAGAUUGGCUUUCUUAUUUCAGGGAAGCAGACUUAAUUUGAGAGUUAUGUCUGCUAUUGAUAGGCAGCGCGCAAUGCCCCACUAUGUACCACUCUCUCUGACCUACUGUGGUGUGCACCUCAUCACAAGGGUUUAUAUGAUGGCAUUUAAUUUCACUGUUGGAUGAAACGGCCUCUACUAUCUUUGUUCUGGGUGAAGAUCCAGUGUUGGACUAGAAUCUAGUUCAACCUGCAGUGGAUGGAACCACAUUGUCCAAUCACGUUGGAGGAAAGAUGCUAGUGACCUCGUUGUAUUCCAACGUGGUGACAGCUGCACAGACAUCUUUGGGUUCUUGGUACAUUCAUUCCUUUCACUUUUUCUGCUUCUUCAUGCUCUCCUGCCUCUGGGCAGGUCACACUGUCUGACUUGCUGGUCUCUACUGGUCUCUCCUGAGGGACCUUUUUCUGCUUCUUCAUGCUCUCCUGCCUCUGGACAGGUCACACUGUCUGACUUGCUGGUCUCUACUGGUCUCUCCUGAGGGACCUUUUUCUCUCUCUGCUCUACUCCAUCCAUCCUUGUUUUCUUUAUUCUUGAUCCUCUCUCUUGCUCUUCCCUCAAAGCCCUCUAUCUUCUAUGCUCUCUGUCUCCUAUUUCACCCCCCCACUCUUUGUUCCCGGCUCUAAAGAGUGGAAUGAAACGGUGACUGUUAUACUUAACCCCGGUCCUUCAUGUGUAUAUGGGUUAAUACCGUACAUCGUGUACAUGUAAAGUUAAUACCAAUCAUGAAUCUGUUAUUGCUUAUGGGAGGAAUGUCAGAGUGUGAUGCUCUUGUAACAAGAUAUCCAUCGGAUGGUUCAACACCUACAGUUCUCUUUGAUGUUAUAGAAUGUAAUGUUUGCAUGGUAUACCCCAUCAGAUGUGCUUUAUUUAUUACAA
Salvelinus fontinalis (brook trout) is the source of this 5224-nucleotide messenger RNA. RefSeq names its product dynamin-like 120 kDa protein, mitochondrial. Gene Ontology annotation, molecular function: GTPase activity; GTP binding; microtubule binding. The record is from RefSeq and is a predicted model, not a curated record. The coding region runs from base 183 to 3365 and encodes 1060 amino acids. NCBI's taxonomy places the organism in Eukaryota, Metazoa, Chordata, Actinopteri, Salmoniformes, Salmonidae. The transcript is spliced from 30 exons. Gene Ontology annotation, cellular component: cytoplasm; mitochondrial membrane; microtubule. Gene Ontology annotation, biological process: mitochondrial fusion.